This is a messenger RNA of Spinacia oleracea (spinach), 4213 nucleotides long. RefSeq names its product protein FAR1-RELATED SEQUENCE 5-like. The record is from RefSeq and is a predicted model, not a curated record. Bases 1733 to 4213 code for a protein of 826 amino acids. The transcript is spliced from 6 exons. Lineage: Eukaryota; Viridiplantae; Streptophyta; Magnoliopsida; Caryophyllales; Amaranthaceae. Gene Ontology annotation, molecular function: zinc ion binding.
UGUUACGGGCACGUAGGCUCAUAUAUGAUAUUUUUUUUCAAAAGGUCUUGUGUGCAACAGGUGCACAUUAAUAUUAAUGUGCACCAAGUUGUCACACGUAGACCUGUCAAAAAUGGACCCGACCCGAAAACCGACCCGAAAAAAGCGGGUCUUGAACAAGAUUUUCUGACACGUAACCCGUUUUUAUCCGAACCCGAACAACCCGAAAAUUCCGGGUCAAAAACGGGUCGGGUCGGGUUUGACCCGUCGGGUUUAGUGUUAAAAUAAAAAAUAUAUUUUUAUUUUGACAAAAAGGAAAAAAAAAAACCUAAACCUAGCUAAAUCUAAAAGUAUCAGGCGCCUUCCUCUAACAGACUAACUGCACUCAUCUCUAAAACACUGAUCCUCUCAAGAUCUCUCUCUCUCAUCGUCGUUGCUUGGAUCUUCUUAGUUUUUGGUCACUUUGGCGCAGGAAUUAGAGUUUAGGCAGAAGAUUGUGAAAAGGAAGAUGAUAAAUGUGAAUAUGCAGGAGUAUUUGAGGUUGAGAAAUGAGAAAUUAUCUCAAUUAAAUCAUGUUGUUCUUGGAAUGAUAACCCACCAGCGUUUCUUGCCGAAGGUGAAGGAAAUUGUGAUACGGAGUAUAUAGUGAGGAUGAUGAUGAUGUAUAAAUAAUAGGAGAGAGAAUGUAAGUUUGAGGGGUUUUGCCGGUUAUUUUUUUUGGAACUUUAUUUCUGUCCUUUUUUUUUUACGAUAAUCAUCUGUAGUCUGUCAUUAUUUUUUUGCAACUUUUAUUUAAUUUUUCUAUAUCAUAAAAUUGAAGAUUGUGGGGAAAUGAAUUUGUUUUAUGGAAUUAGUAUGAAUUUCUACUGAAAAUGAAUUCGCUUGAAUCGAUACUAUUACUGGGAAUUGGAAAUAGAGGUGCCAAAAAUGUUACUCCACUAUUUUUUAGUUUUUGGGUUGGGUUUAUAAACAAGGUAAUACUAUAUGGUAAGGUCGUAAAGGGGUAUUGGUAAAUCUUGUUUUGGGAUUUGGCCAGAUUUAAUCAUAUAGAGAUUGCAUAAUAUUGGAUUUGGUGAGACAGUAAGUCUUUAACAUACGAAAUUAUUAAUGAAGGCACCAUUUUGACGAGGAUUAUAAAGCCUUUUUUUUGUUAGGUGGUUGUUUUUUUUUUACUUUUUUUAUUUUUUUUAUCACAGAUGUACAUAUAUGUUGGUUAUGACUUGUUUUUUUUUUUUUUGACGGAGUUAUGACUUGUUGAUAUACCAUAUACAUACAAAAAAAACAUAUGAAAAAAUAUUAGAAAAAGGCGGUAUAAAAGCUCUCAACCCGUUGGGUCAACCCGAACCCGAACACUCUGGGUCUUGAACAAGCAUUUGCCAACCCGAACCCGAAAGUGACCGACCCCAACCCGACCCGUUUGGCAGGUCUAGUCACACGUGUGAAUUAAAUGAACAAAAACGCGCGCACAAAAUCACGGAAAGAAAGAAAGAAAAAUCACGCAAAGAAAGAAAGAAAGAGGAGAGAGAAAACGCAGCCAGCAAAAUCGCAGAAAAGGAGAGAGAAAAGGCGCAGCAAAAUCGCAAAAAGAGAAGGAAGGAAGAAGGAAGAAGGACGCAGAAAUUGAAAUCGAAACUGAAGAAGAGGAACGCAAUCAAAAUCGAGAUAAAAAAACGAUCGACAUUGAAAUCCAAACUGAAAAGAAGGAAGAAGAACGCAAUCGAAAUCGAGAUCGAAAUUGUGAAAUCAAUAUCUAAUGGAAAACCUAAUUAGGAGUGUGAUUCAAUCCACUCAAAGAAUUCAAGUUCAUGUUGAACCUGAUAUUCAAGAUGCAACAAUGGAGGACGUUCUCAACAAUUGCAUCGAAAUUAAUGCUUUGGCACAGGAACGUGAAGAAGAGGAGGCAAUGGAAGCUGAAGAACAACAUAUUAUUUCUGAUUAUGAAGAACCGGAUCAAGAUAUUGUUGGAACACUGAUGGGAUACACUGCUGAAACAGUGGAGGAACUUCUAGGUUUCUACGAAAAACAUGCUAGUGAGGUUGGAUUUUCCAUAAGGAAAGGAAACACGAGAUUCAAAGUUGGGACAAGAAUCGUGCUUGAAAAGACAUAUGUUUGUUCAGCAGCAGGAGUAACAAACAAUGGAAAGAACAAAAAGAAAAAAGUGCAAACAUUUGUUCCUGUAGUGCCCAAAAAAGAGAGAAAACCAAGGCAAGUUUCGAUCACGAGAACUCAAUGUAGGGCUUGCUUGAGAGUGAAAAUGAAUUCUGAAGGCAGAUAUGAGGUUGUUAAUCAUGUGAUAAUGCACAACCAUGAUUUAACUAGAAGUCAAUGGCACUACUUGCAUAGAUCUGAAAGGCAAAUAACGGAAGAGAAGAGGGAGGCAAUUGAAACUAUGCAAAAAUCUGGUCUGUCAUCCACGGCUUCCUUUAACUACAUGGCAAUUGAAGCUGGAGGUGAAGAAAAUUUGGGACACUCGAAGAAAGACCAUCUAAAUUACUGCACGAGGUUAAAAAUGAAGCAAAUAGAAAGAGGUGAUGCACAAGCAGUAACUGACAUAAUGUAUUUAGAGCUUGAAGGUGACCCAAACUUCUUUUUUAGAUUUAGAUUGGAUGAAAAAGGUAAAUUGAGGAGUUUGUUUUGGAGGGACUCUAUGAUGAUGGAAGACUAUGGAAUUUUUGGAGAUAUAGUGGUUUUUGACACAACGUAUAGAACAAACAGGUAUAACCUAAUUUGUGCUCCAAUAGUUGGAAUAAACAACCACUGGAACAAUUGCAUGUUUGAUUGUGCAUUCAUAGGAGAUGAAAAGAUUGAGUCGUUUGUGUGGCUUCUACAAACUUUCAAAAAGUCAAUGGGGGGAAAAAGUCCAAUAUCAAUCUUUACAGAUCAAGAUGCAGCAAUGAACAAUGCCAUCAAUCAGGUCUUUCCAGAUUCAAGACACAGAUUAUGUGUAUGGAAUUUGCAUCAGAAUGCUAUUACCAGAUUUGGGGCAUUGAAACGAGAUCCAACUUUUAAGAAGACAUUCAACUAUUGCUUGUAUAAGUGUGUCACAGUAGUUGAAUUUGAAACCAAUUGGAGAUCAAUGCUGCAACAAUAUGAGCUGAUAGGGGAAGAGUGGUUUACAAAUGUAUACGAUUUGAGAGAAAAAUGGUGCCCUGCGCUAAGCAAAGACUUCUUUUCAGCUGGGAUUUUGUCUUCACAACGAAGUGAAAGCACUAAUCACGCCAUCGGAUUUAGAGCAAACAGAACAACAAGUUUAACUGAUUUCUAUAGAUUGUUCAAAGGUACAAUACAGCGUUGGAGAAGUACAGAAAAGCAAGCUGAAUUCUCUUGUAGUAAAUCGGUUCCAUCCUCGGCUUUACCACUAUCUGGAUUGCUGAAACAUGCAUCAGAAUUUUACACAUUGUCACUAUUCAGAGACUUUGAGGAGGAAUUUGGAUAUUCAAUUGCAACAACAGCAAAAUUAAUUUGGAAACAAGAAAAUACUGAAUUCUAUGUUGUGUCCAUUGAUGAAGAACCUUGGUCUGCACAGAGAGUAACAUACAUCCACGAGAGCCAAACAGUAUCAUGUACGUGUAAAAACUUUGAAGCUUCAGGAUGGUUGUGCUACCACUACAUUAGGAUAUUGCACCUUCAUUCGGUUAACCGGAUUCCAGAACAGUACAUCAAAAAGAGGUGGACAAAAUCUGCCAAGUCAUCAGUUUGGAACAAAUUAGAAAAUGAAAAACCAGAAGAGGUGCAGUACACACCUUGGCGCCAAACCAUGGCUAGGAAAUACUACAACCUUAUCUUGAAAAGCCAGUCAAAUGAGGAGACAAGAACCCUUAUGGAGGAUGGUUAUGCCGCUAGUGUGUCUCUGGUUGAUGAACUUCUAGCGUCAUUAAGUGUUUCAAACACUGACGACGCUUCAACCACAGAAACAAGUGCAACAGCAGCACCUGAAACAAGUGCAACAGCAGCACCUGAAACAAAUGCAACAUCAGCAUAUGAAACAAACUCAGCACCAACAGGUACUCAUGCAACAACAACAAGUGAUACAAGUGUACAACAAGAAACAAGUUCUGAACCUGCAACAAACACAGCAACUGAACCUCCUAUGGUGUUGGAUCCUGAACGUUGCACAACAAAAGGAAGGAACAAAAGACCACGAGGACCAUUUGUCAAAAAGAAGAAGGGAAAAACUGCAGCGCCUCCAACAGCAGACUUUGGAACAAUAACUCCAAAUUUGAGAUUAUUUUGA